Molecule: messenger RNA, 423 nt
Organism: Klebsormidium nitens
Lineage: Eukaryota; Viridiplantae; Streptophyta; Klebsormidiophyceae; Klebsormidiales; Klebsormidiaceae
Source: the annotation of a GenBank genome assembly
AUGGCUGACGAUGGCAGCCCAGACGAUCGCGAGGGACGCCCUCAGACCGCUCCCGAACCAAAGGAAGCCGAAACUCGCCCUCACUCUCCCUUGAGACCUCAGAGACAGAGCCCCAUUCUCCGGCCCUACACAGCAGGCCAGAGCAAGGGAGGCUCGGCCGGCGGCCUGUCGAGAAUGCGCCGGAAGGACUACCAGGAUUUGAAGGAGCUGGCGACCUAUGGCAAAACCCUAAAACCCCUGGACCGUAAGCGGAUGGCGAGCGCCAAGCCUGGGAGUGCAGGGGGAGGGGACAGCAUGGGAGCGGAAAACUUCGAGGAGCCACAGAAAAAGGGGGGGGNAGAAGAGGGAGAGACGAAAAAGAGUCGAGACGUUGGGCAGUGGGAGGCGGCCGAGCCGUCCGAGCGUCGAGCCGUUACCCCGAGG